Nothoprocta perdicaria is the source of this 627-nucleotide messenger RNA. It is a transcript of the gene MANF, whose product is annotated as mesencephalic astrocyte derived neurotrophic factor. The transcript is spliced from 4 exons. The annotation marks the transcript as partial. Gene Ontology annotation, cellular component: endoplasmic reticulum. NCBI's taxonomy places the organism in Eukaryota, Metazoa, Chordata, Aves, Tinamiformes, Tinamidae. Gene Ontology annotation, biological process: neuron projection development; dopaminergic neuron differentiation. The record is from RefSeq and is a predicted model, not a curated record.
CCAGAAAGCCACCAAAACGACCACGGCGUGACAUUUAUUCACGUGUGCUCUGCCAAACUUCCCGAAAUAGUGUGCGUCACCUUCCUGGGCAGGUUCUACCAGAGCCUUAAGGACAAUGACGUUGAGUUCACGCCUGCCAGUAUUGAGAAGGAGCUCCUGAAGUCCUGCAAGGAGGCAAAAGGCAAAGAGAACCGGCUGUGCUACUACAUUGGGGCCACAAGUGAUGCAGCUACCAAAAUCAUUAACGAGGUCUCGAAACCCAUGAGUCACCACAUCCCCGUGGAAAAGAUCUGCGAGAAACUCAAGAAGAAAGACAGCCAGAUCUGUGAACUAAAAUACGACAAGCAGAUCGACCUGAGCACGGCGGACCUGCGCAAGCUGCGCGUCAAGGAGCUGCGCCGCAUCCUCGACGACUGGGGCGAGACGUGCAAGGGCUGCGCCGAGAAGGCCGACUUCAUCCGCAGGAUCCACGAACUCAUGCCCAAGUACGCGCCGCGCGCCGCCGGCGCCCGCGCCGACCUCUGAGGGACCGCGGGGGGACGGGACCGGGACCGGGAUUGGGAUCGGGAAUGGGCGGGGGGGGCGCGCGCUGUAACGGACCUCCAUUAAAGUAACGGUUGUGGCGGG